AUGGUUGUUGAUGAUGUUAUGUGGUAUAAAAUACGUGGCAUGUGGCCUCCGGCUUGUGGAACUACUGGUUUUGCAAUGAUAAUGAAUGUACUAGAGAGGUACAUGAAAGUCAAGGUUACUGAUGAGAAUCUUGGUUUGCAUCGACUUAUAGAAGUCAUGAAACAUAUGCUUGCAGCUAGAAUGGAUCUUGGAGAUCCUGCGUUUGUUGAUGGCAUUGCUAAUGUUGUGGACAAUUUGCUCUCAAAGUCUUAUGCCGAAACAAUACAGAACAAAAUAUCGGACAACACGACGUUCCCACCAGAAAAUUACCUCAAUACAUAUAAUCAGCUUGAGGACCAAGGGACGACUCACUUUUGUGUGGUGGAUAAAGAUAGAAAUGCGGUGUCGAUGACAACAACUGUGAACUAUGCGUUCGGGUCAGGGUUUAUGUCGCCUUCAACAGGUAUUAUACUUAACGGCCAGAUGGAGGAUUUUGCUGUACCAACCCUGGUCUCUUCUUAUAGCCUCCCUCCAGCACCCACGAACUACAUUUCCCCAAAGAAGAGGGCUUUGUCUUCUAUGAUGCCAUUGAUAAUUACAAAGGACAAUGACCUGGUCGGAGUAAUUGGUGCGAGCGGUGGGCCUUAUAUAUUUCCUGCGGUGAUCCAAGUGUUCCUCAAUCACUUUAUCUUCAAGAUGAGUCCUCUAGAGGCUGUUCAGAGACCAAGAGUUUACCCUAAGGACAUGACAGUGUACAAUGGAGAUCAUAUUAAGCUUACAGAAGAGACUCGAGAGUUCUUGAAGGCGAGAGGACAUGAACUAGUGGUUACAAGUGUGGGAGGCAUUGUUCAACUAAUUGUUCAAAACAAAGUAGAUGAUUUUAAGACAGUUUCGACGGCUGUUAGUGAUCUUCGGAAAGAUGGGAAGCCAGCCUGCUGCUAA
This is a messenger RNA of Brassica napus (rape), 921 nucleotides long. RefSeq names its product glutathione hydrolase 3-like. The record is from RefSeq and is a predicted model, not a curated record. The coding region runs from base 1 to 921 and encodes 306 amino acids. The transcript is spliced from 5 exons. NCBI's taxonomy places the organism in Eukaryota, Viridiplantae, Streptophyta, Magnoliopsida, Brassicales, Brassicaceae. Gene Ontology annotation, molecular function: glutathione gamma-glutamate hydrolase. Gene Ontology annotation, cellular component: plasma membrane. Gene Ontology annotation, biological process: glutathione catabolic process.